Molecule: messenger RNA, 1716 nt
Organism: Laetiporus sulphureus 93-53
Lineage: Eukaryota; Fungi; Basidiomycota; Agaricomycetes; Polyporales; Laetiporaceae
Product: zf-C3HC-domain-containing protein
Exons: 7
Coding region: 1-1716 (571 amino acids)
Cellular component (GO): nucleus
Molecular function (GO): zinc ion binding
Source: RefSeq, a predicted model, not a curated record
AUGGCCACUAUACCAACUGUUGCUUCAGUCUCAUCUGCACCUGCCAUGACUACCACUAUAUCAUCUGGAUCCUCGGAUAAGGGCAUCAAGCGAAAACUCGAGGAUGCCAUUCUCAGUUUGGACGAGGCGGUCGGACCGUCGUAUUUUACACUGGAUCAACGUCCUCCAACAAAGAAGGCUAGGACGGGGAGAUCCUUCUACUCGACACUAGCGAGGUAUGGUGUCGGCAACGAGAUUAAAUCUACAAAGAAGGACCUCGAUUACCUCUACAGAAAUGCUCCACAUUUGGCUGCUAUAGUAUCCCGUGCGGCCACUCGCGCUCGUAGUUCGACCCCAUACAAGUUGAGCCAUGUGGCCAAAACAACAACAAAAUCCUUCAGUGCAGACUACCGGCCCUCCUCUCUGCAAUCAUUCCUCUUACGUCUAUCCACUUACAAGCUCAGCACAUACGCAAACAAGCCUCCCGCCAUAGAUGCGGUCGCCGCGGCAAAAUGUGGCUGGAUCAAUGACGGCAAAGACCGUCUAGUAUGUGGCAUUUGCAGUGUUUCAUGGGUUGUUGCGGGACGCGAAGGCCUCAAUCGAGACGCCGCCAAUGCCCUGCUAGAGAAACAGCGCGUACAACUGGUGGAUAUGCAUAAGGAUGGUUGUCCGUGGAAGACCCGGCAGUGCGAUCCUACGAUUUAUCGGAUCCCUUUGCACACUCCCUUGGCUAUGGCGAGGGAUGUUAAGGCAAGGGCGGUGGCGUUGGACACCGUCUUACAGGAUGUGGAGAUCAAGCAUCCCCUUACGCCUGCACAGAUUCAUUCGCUGCUGUCGAUCAUAUCCUCAGUGCCAUUGCUGCAAUCCGCAAACAUGGGUCGUCCAGCGCGUACGGAAUCGGCAAAUACAGACGGAGUGGCAGAUUCGCCGGAGCCCUCCGAGACGGCGGUCAUCACAUCUCUAUUUGGGUGGUCGGUGCUUCCAUCAUCGCCCUCCUCAGAGCGCGUACGCACAUCGUCUCAUUCAUCUUCCGACUCUUCGGCUGCUUCAUCAUGGGCCCACUCGCGCACGUCGUCCGUGGCCUCUCUUCGUGACGGCACUUCUACGCUUAGCCCAUCAAGGUUACAUCGCUCUCCGCAGAUCCCUUCGCCUAUCCGCUCAGAUGGGAGCCCACCUGUUGCUGUCCCGUCUCUCAAGCCUGAUACCACAUUGCUUCAUUGUGCACUAUGUCAGCGGCGCAUCGGGCUGUGGGCAUUCAUUUCCCCUCCGCAGACCAACGAUCAUUCCAAUGGCCCAGGAGCAACCGGGAAUGCAGCCAAGGCUAAGGCAAAAAUGCGGCCGAAGAGACAACUUGACGUUCUGAGGGAACACCGUUCCUAUUGCCCGUAUGUCAUACGCUCGACGACCGUGCCUUCGCUUCCCGCGCAACCUUCAGGAGACGCAGGACAUACAACAACGCCAUCGACGACCGUGCAGGUCAACGAGCAGAUAGAGGGAUGGCGAGCGGUCUUGACUGUCGUCCUGCGCCAUGGCAUGGCGCGCAGACAGCGGCUAGGCGCGAUUAGGCACACCAGUACAAGCAGGCUGGGUGCGAGUAACGGUGCCGAGGCGACAGGUUCCGGUAUCCAGGCGGAGGAAGUGCAGAAUCAGAUGAAUGCGGUUGAGGCCAUGGUGGCGGGUGUCAAGAGCCGUGGGGGCAAGGAUGUCUUGCAUUAUGUCAGGGGACUCCUGCGUUGA